Molecule: messenger RNA, 774 nt
Organism: Dissoconium aciculare CBS 342.82
Lineage: Eukaryota; Fungi; Ascomycota; Dothideomycetes; Mycosphaerellales; Dissoconiaceae
Exons: 2
Coding region: 1-774 (257 amino acids)
Biological process (GO): intronic box C/D snoRNA processing; tRNA 5'-leader removal; nuclear-transcribed mRNA catabolic process, RNase MRP-dependent
Cellular component (GO): nucleolar ribonuclease P complex; ribonuclease MRP complex
Molecular function (GO): RNA binding
Source: RefSeq, a predicted model, not a curated record
AUGAACAAUCCUCAAUCAAGAUCACAAGCCAAUCGACCAUCAAAGCAAGGCCAUCAAAAGCUCCCACCUCUCCCCCAAAAUGCGAAAGUCACCAAGCGUCCCCUCCACCACCCUCCCAUAGUCUCACCCUACACCUCCGCCUCCCCGAGCACACCGAAAAUAAUCUACAUUGCCCCUCAAACGCCCUUCCUGUCGGCGGCGAAACGCUGCGAGAAACUCCUCCGGCUGAGCGAAAAGCGCGCGGUCCAAUCCGCCUCUUCGACAUCAGCCUCUUCUGGCUCGCGACGCAGCAGACCGGGUCAAUCGCAACAUGCGAAACGGAAACGUGACGAUGAUGACGGCGGAGGAUGCGGAGACAAUAUCGAUGCGCUCGCGGAGACAGUCGAGGAGAAUAAGGUAAAGAGGAGGCGCUUAGGGCAGCCUGCGGGAGAGGAGGUGGUUUUGAUGGGGAGUGGAAGGGCGAUCGAGAAGACAUUAGAACUUGGCGUGUGGUUUUUGAGGAGAGGGGAGGAAUUUAUGGUGAGGAUGGAGACGGGGACGACGAGGUCGAUUGAUGAUGUACGAGUGGAGAAGGUGGAGGCUACAGAAGACGACGGUGGUGGUGGUGGAGGGGGAGAGGACGGCGGAGGGGGAGAUGGUAUGGAUAUAGAUGUUGAGACCAGCGUUAGGACGGCUGCGGGAGGAAGUGAUACUGGUCAGUCGACGACGGUGAGCGAGGAGUUCUCGAGGAUACGGCAGCUGAGCGUACUGCGAGUGUUCGUAAGUUUACGGUGA